UUUGCAAACGUUCGGAGAGCUUAGUCCUGUUUUGAUAGCCAGUGAAAAGAAAAUCUCAGUUUUUGGUGAAAUCUAACGAUAUCCAUUCUUAAACUUCAACCCCCGGAAGUACUCGGCGAAAGUUCCCAUCUAGCAAGAUGGAUGAUCGCACCAUUGAUACAAUUUUUGCGGGCUCGCUGGAGAAUUUGCCUCCGGUGAGCUCGAAAAUCGUGCGAAUUUUCACCAGCUCAACCUUUACGGAUACGACGAUGGAACGUAACAAUCUUAUGGCCAAGUGUUACCCACGCAUUAAAGAUUACUGUCGCGAGAAACAUGGUCUUGAAUUUCAGGUCGUCGACAUGCGUUGGGGUGUCCGUGACGAGGCCACCGAUGAUCACAUGACCACGGAGCUGUGCAUGAGAGAGAUUAAGAAUUGUCAACGACUUUCGAUGGGGCCCAAUUUCGUGGUAUUUCUGGGACAGAAGUAUGGCUACCGGCCGAUUCCAACCUACAUAUUGUCCUCGGAGUUGCAAUUGAUACGUGACGAUUUGGCCGCAAUGGGAAUUGACGUAUCGCUGUUAGAUUUAUGGUACAAAAAAGAUAGCAAUGCCGUACCGCCGAUAUCCAUUCUUCAACCAAUUUCAUCUAUAUUGACAAAUUUUAAUAAUAAGCGUGUACCGAAACUUCAAGCGGAGGAUCAAGCCGUUUGGUGGGACACAAUGACCAAGAUGCAGAAACUAUUCAGAAAAGGAGCAGCUUCUCUCCACGCUCAGGGCAAACUGGAUAAGGAUCAAACCCACAACUACUUCAUGUCUGUCACCGAGCGAGAAGUCAUCAACGGCCUCCUGAAUGUGAAAAAUACCAAAGAUCACACCCUGGCAUAUCUACGCUACAUUAAUAACAUCAAUUUGCAAAAUCUCAAAAAAGCAUCGCUGUAUGUAGAUAUUCUGAACCGAAGUCUUGACACGGAGGCCACAAAGCUUCUGGCUGAUCUACGAGAUGUUCGCGUUCCAAAUCGCAUCGAAGCUGCGAAUCUGCAAAAGUACACCAUCGAGUGGAUCGGCAGAGAAGGUUUGGACGUGGAAACUCACGAGGAAUAUCUCAAUCAUUUCAUCAGUCAUUUCUACAAAAACAUUAUCAAAUUGGUCGAUCGAGCAAUGCGGAAAGAGGAUUCCAGCGCCCAGGGACAAAUAGUGACGGAGAUUUUGCAGCAUCUGCAUGCCUGUAAUAACUCCGUCAAAGUAUUUUAUGGUCGCGAAGAGCAAUUGCUUCGAAUCGAGAAGUAUAUGCUGGGACCCUGUGAUAAGCCUUUGGUAUUGUACGGCGAAGGAGGAUGCGGCAAGACAUCGCUACUCUCGAAAAGUGCUGCACUCACCACAACCGAAUGGUUUGCUAAAGUUCGACCGAUAAGUAUUAUUCGGUUCCUCGGAACAACGCCCGACUCCAGUGCCCUGACGCCGACCUUGAUAUCAAUUUGUCAACAGAUUUCGUACAACUUCAUGCUACCGUUCGAUCAAAUCCCGGAUGAUCUGGUGCCCUUGACGGCACAUUUCAAGCAACUUCUGACGUAUGCCAGCACGCAACAGCCACUGUUGUUGUUCCUUGAUUCGGUUGAUCAGUUAACCGGAACGCAGGACGCUAGCAAGGUUUCUUGGUUGCCGACAAGGCUUCCACCGCAUUGCAAGGUUAUCGUAUCGUGCGCAGCGGAGGAAUCAAACCCGGUGGUAUCGCAGGAGUACCAUCUGCUCCGUCGAAUGAUCGACAUCGAGGAGAACUUCAUCGAGGUGACUGCCCUGGGCGAGGACCUGGCCAUGAAGGUGACCAAGAUGUGGAUGGCAACCGCAUGUCGGGAUCUGUCCAAUUAUCAAUGGCGAUUGGUAGCAAACGCGAUUGGCAAGUGCUCGCUUCCGAUUUUCGUGAAACUGGUGUUUGCCGAAAUUUGCCGCUGGCGCAGCUUUACCCGGCCCCAGGAUACGCAUCUCGCAUCGACAGUGAUGGACAGUAUCAUGAUGUUGUUCGAGCGUAUCGAGAAACAGCACGGCCGAAUAUUGGUGUUUCAUGCUCUGGCUUACAUCACUGCGGCCAAAUCUGGCCUCUCCGAGAGUGAGUUGGAAGAUUUGAUUUCACUAGAUGAUCGAGUGCUGGACGACGUGUAUCAGUAUCACUUGCCGCCGGUUCGCCGUAUUCCACCUCUGCUUUGGACGCGUAUACGGAACGAUCUGCCGAACUAUCUCAGCGAACGGGAAGCGGAUGGUGUGAACGUUAUGAACUGGUAUCACCGACAGUUUAGGGACACCGCAAAGGAACGGUACUUCAAGAACAUGAACAUGGCUAUCUAUUUCCAUUCGAUGAUAGCCGAUUACUAUCUCGGUAUCUGGGGUGGAAAGCCGAAACCGUUCAAGUACACAGAAAUCCAGCGACACAGGUUCGGCUUAACGGACAAGGAAGGCAUCGCCGAUCGUAAAGUUCCGAUUCAGCCGUUGGUAUUUACCAACAAGGAAGGAAAAGUCACUCGAUACAAUCUUCGCAAGUUUGGCGAAUUGCCUUUCCAUUUGGUCCGGUCGCGGCGUUUCACCGACCUGUACAAGAACGUGCUCUUCAACUAUGAUUGGUUGCACGCAAAGCUGUCCAGUUGUCCACUGCAGGCUGUGCUGGCGGAUUUCGAAGAUGCAUCCGUCAAUAUCGACGACAAAGAUGCUAGGCGGGAGCUAAUGCUAGUCGCCGACGCUCUGCGACUGGGAGGCGCGAUUCUCGGUGUCUACCCAAACAUGUUGGCGGCCCAGUUGAUCGGCCGUUUGCUACCAGAAAUUGGAGGGAAUCCCAACAUCAAGAUGUUGCUGGAAGCGUGUGAUAAUUCAGGCCCCAAAGACUCGGCACUGAUACCGCUUAACCACUGUUUGCACACGCCCGGCGGUCCUCUCAAGUAUUCGCUCGAAGGGCAUCAGUUUGCAGUGUUUGGCUUCUGUCUUACCAGCGAUUAUCGCUACAUGGUGUCAAUCUCGACUAGAUUUAUUACCUGGGAUUUGUCCACUUCUGACCUGACACGUGAUGUGAAUCCGGGAGUGGAAGGUAUCAUGCAACAAUUGGUGCUCAGCCCCGACAACAAAUGGGCUGCCGCGUACACGAAUAACAGUCAGAGCGUUCUGCUGAACAUGCUAUCGAGUGAGUUUACAAUCAUCGAUAAUCCCUUUGAAGAAACGGAACCGAUAACUGGUUUGUAUCUGCUGAAUAAAAAUCUGUUUCUGCACACCAAGCUGCGGUAUGCUUUCUACGAUAUGCGUGGAACUUUGAUUGAGAAGAAGCAGCUUGAAGAUGUUACCGAGGAAUGGGAACUUCUAUUUAUGGAGUUUACUUCAUUCACCAGCUUUUUCGCAAUCCUUUGGUCCGGGGCGAUAAACGACACAAGAUUGAUGCUGUAUACCCAACGUGAAGGUUUGACAAUUCCAACUGUCACAUUGCACAGCGUCAUUACGAUGAAGAAGGACCGCAAGACCAUGUAUUGUUGUCACCAACAGGAUCUCUAUCAAGUGAGCGAAUUUCAGUUCGAAGAGAACGAAGAGGACAAAACGGCAGAAUGGAAGCACGAGCGUGAUCUGCCACGCUAUGAGAAUGACGUCAAGGAAAUGGCUCUUCAGCUCAAGAUGGAUCACAAUGAUCGCUUCCUGCUGGCCAGCACGGCCAACGGGUUCGUUGUGUGGGACUUCGACGCCGAGGAUCCCAUUUCUGAGGAGGCCAUCUAUCUUGCGUUACCCCAUAGCGUACGGAAUAUCUCCACCAAAAUGACCCAAUCGAAUUCGAUCAUGAUAAGUUCGAAGCUGGACUACGCCGUGGCUGGUGUGAGAAAAAACUUGUACGUCUGGUGCGUCAAGAGCAAACAACUGAUGAAGGUCCUGGAUGCACAUUUUGGCCGCAUCAUGCAACUGGAAACAUUAACGAUCGGAACAUGGAACAGUGUCAUCACUUCAAGCAUCGAUCGUUCGGUUAAGAUCUGGAAUAUCAACAACAUCUUCGAGCAGGUUCACGUGAUCGAUCGCCAUGAGCUGCAAAUUGAUAGCAUCAGUCUUUCGCAGAACGGCGAGCUGGCAGUUACCGUCACCAGGGCCUGUGUCGGUGUUUGGGAAAUACGGACUGGUCGGUUACUUUCCAAGCUGGCGGACAGUCCCCUGGGGGCCAUCGUGACUCACGCUGAAAUCACACCGGACGGACGGUACAUCGUGUCCUCGGAGACAGGCAAAAUUCUCAUCUGGAACCGAGUGACGGAACAAGUUUUGUCACGCGGCUCCCAGCCGGGAACGCAACAGAUCAAUUUUGUCGAAAAUGGCGAGAAAUUCCUCGUCGUUUCCUGUCCAAAUGCAACGAACGCCUCGGCCACAACGGCUGAAAAGUUGGUGGCCCAGGCAAUCGUUCGUAGCAUUCCGGACGGUCAAACGGUUUUCAGCUUCGAGUAUCCCGUCCGUCUGGUGCCAGGUUUGCCAUUCCGGUGCGCUGUCAUCACGGUCGAUGGACAGCACAUAGUGUGUGCUUCGGUGGACAAAAACAACCGUGACUCGAUUUGGGUGUACAAUGCCACGAAUGGAACUCACGAGCACAAGAUAUCGCUCAAAGGUUGCAACAUCAAGGAGAUCGCAUCGCUUGUUCCGCUUCCACACAAACCGUCUCAGGUGGCAAUCAUUACGAAUGAAAAGGGUGCAAUUAUGGAUAUCAAAAUCCGCAAGCACGUUCGGUCGAUUCCAAAGUGGGGCGGAACCUGUACCAAGGAUGGAAAAUUCGGAUUGUACGCCCCUUCUCGAGGUGGAUUGGAGCUGCUGGAACUGAAGAAGGGCUCUACGGUUAAAACUUUCAUUCCGAAGGUGGCUGAAGGAGUAUUCACAGUCAUUUGCAUGUUUACUGAAACGGAUGAGUACGUUCUGUACUAUCACAGUGGUCGUAAAACGCUGCGAGUUUUCCGUACGAGUGACACCGAAAUGAUUGCCAACUACCGAAUGCAGGCCGAGUUGACGGCCAUCAAAAGCACUUCCGAUGGCAAGAGUCUUGUGCUGGGAACAAUCGACGGAUGCAUUUCGGUGCUGGCCAUAGCUGAUGAAGAGAAACCUGAGAUGCAAGAAUUUCUCAAGAAGUUGCCUUCCAGAGAUGCUAAUUGGAAGAAGAAGCUGGCUAAGCAGAAGGCUUCUGCUCGAUUCAAAGCAGCUAUGAGGUUGGCAUCAAUUUCCACCAGAUUUGGAACACCACUAGAGGAGGAUGAUGAUGACGAUGACAAGGAAGGAGAUGAAUAAAUUGUUACGAUGAUUACUUAAUGUGAAAAGUUACCUUAGAUUAAGUUUGUGAUUGAAAUUAGUUACACUAAAAACCUACUAAAUAUCAGGAUAACUGUUUACUUAUAUUCUCAAUGCGUGCGAGAAGCAAUGACAUGAUUGGUAUUAGAAAUGAGGAAGUACUUUGAUAUUUGAGAAAACAUUGUUGUAGGGAUAGGAUUUCUAAUAAUGGUAUUAUGAAUGGUUGAAAUGCCUUAUGAAGUUCUAUGAUUAUGCUCACUUACAAAAAAGGCAUGUAUUAUUGUUAGAUAGACAUGACAUUAAAACGGCUAUGAAAAAAUGUGUAGCAUGUAUUGUUAACAGGACCAAAUGAUGUUAUUAAACUUUAAACUUGAA
Molecule: messenger RNA, 5627 nt
Organism: Uranotaenia lowii
Lineage: Eukaryota; Metazoa; Arthropoda; Insecta; Diptera; Culicidae
Product: NACHT and WD repeat domain-containing protein 2
Exons: 16
Coding region: 138-5252 (1704 amino acids)
Molecular function (GO): protein binding
Source: RefSeq, a predicted model, not a curated record